AUGCCUUCUCUCGCGACGCUAUUCACAGCUCUCCUCACGACCCAGCUCACCAUCGCCGCUCCCGCUCCUUACGGUAAACCUAGAGACCCCACACUCGGUGCUGUCGCCUCAGAAACCGCAUUAUGCAGCCGUGUCGGUGUUGACCUCCUGAAGGCUGGCGGCAAUGCCGCGGACGCGAUGGUGGGCACAGUCUUCUGCGUGGGAGUCGUGGGAAUGUAUCACUCCGGCCUAGGAGGCGGCGGGUUCAUGCUGGUGCGUGGUUCGAACGGAACCUAUGAAUUCAUUGAUUUCCGGGAGACUGCACCGGCUGCGGCGUUCCAGGAUAUGUACAACUCCACGAACUAUGGAGUGAACGCGUCGAUCUUCGGGGGUCUAGCAAGUGGCGUUCCAGGGGAACUACGAGGUCUUGCACAUCUGCAUGAGAACUACGGCCAGUUGCCGUGGGCGGACGUCAUAGCUCCAGCCAUAAAGACAGCACGGUAUGGCUUUCCAGUCACCCAAGAUCUCGUCAACUACAUGGAUAGCGCCACUGCUGGGCCGGGCAACUUCCUAGUGGACAACCCGACUUGGGCGCUCGACUUUGCCCCUAAUGGCACCCUUGUGGGCCUCAAUGACACAAUCACAAGGAAGCGGUAUGCCGAUACGCUGGAGAUUAUCGCUCUUGAGGGUCCGGACGCUUUUUAUACUGGGGCCAUUGCUGAGACCACCAUCGCCGCGCUGCAGGCUGAGAACGGAACUAUGACUAUGGAAGACUUGCGGAACUAUACCUUAGCGAUCCGCCGACCAUCGGAGAUCACCUACCGAGGCUACAAGCUCACAAGUUGCAGUGCGCCCAGCAGCGGCAGCGUUGCACUCAGCGCGCUAAAGAUCGUAGAGGGCUACACGGAAUUUGAUGACCCAGCGGCGGUAAACCUCACAACUCACAGAUUAGACGAGGCCAUCCGCUUUGCAUACGGCCAACGGGCAGAGCUGGGAGACCCUUCCUUCGUUCCAGGCUUGUCGCGGUAUGAACAGCUGAUGCUUUCCGAGAACAUCACAGCGGAAAUCCGUAAUAAGAUCGACGACAACCGCACCCUCAACGUAACCGAAUACAAUCCUGAUGGCUUCGAGAGCCUCGAAACGCCCGGCACGUCCCACGUCGUCGCAGCCGACUACACCGGCCUAGCGAUCUCGCUCACCACAACCGUGAACCUGCUCUUUGGAUCCAAACUCAUGGUCCCCGAAACCGGCGUCAUCAUGAACAACGAGAUGAACGACUUCUCCAUCCCCGGCGUCUCCAACGCCUUUGGGUAUGUUCCGUCUCCAGCCAACUACGUCCGCCCCGGCAAGCGGCCGCUCUCUUCCAUCACGCCCACCAUCGUCGAGCAUGCGAACGGGACGCUCUACUUCGUCGUCGGAGCCGCGGGUGGCUCGCGCAUCAUCACCUCGACCAUACUGAAUCUGCACAAUGUGCUUGAUCUGGGGCUGUCAGCGCCGGAGGCGCUGGCGAGACCGAGAUUACAUGAUCAGCUGAUGCCGAAUAUCGUCGCGUUCGAGUAUACGUAUGACAAUGGCACGACGGCGUUUAUGCGCGAGAGGGGCCACAAUGUUACGUGGAUUGCAUCCGCGCUAAGCUCGGCGCAGGCGUUGAGGAGGCUAGGAAAUGGGACGUUUGAAGCCGCGGGAGAGCCGAGACAGUUCGACUGUGAGUAUGACCUGUUUGUGAAAGUGGAGCGAACCUGCUGA
Molecule: messenger RNA, 1725 nt
Organism: Coniosporium apollinis CBS 100218
Lineage: Eukaryota; Fungi; Ascomycota; Dothideomycetes
Product: gamma-glutamyltransferase
Exons: 2
Coding region: 1-1725 (574 amino acids)
Biological process (GO): glutathione catabolic process
Cellular component (GO): plasma membrane
Molecular function (GO): glutathione gamma-glutamate hydrolase
Source: RefSeq, a predicted model, not a curated record